This is a messenger RNA of Homarus americanus (American lobster), 783 nucleotides long. RefSeq names its product protein PFC0760c-like. The transcript is spliced from 4 exons. Lineage: Eukaryota; Metazoa; Arthropoda; Malacostraca; Decapoda; Nephropidae. Bases 1 to 783 code for a protein of 260 amino acids. The record is from RefSeq and is a predicted model, not a curated record.
AUGGCGCGGCCUUACAAGGUAAAAAUGGCCCGUGUGACCAAGCGCGACUCCAACGCGACGGUCUGGGAGGAGGAGGAGGCGUCUGCCACCGUCACUGUAGACAAGCGUGGAAAACGAACACAACAAAACCCACUGGACAAAGAUUCUGUGAGUGGUGUGGCGGCGUGUCGCACCACUCCCGCCUUUACUCCCACUGGCCAUAAAGGGGGACCCCCUGAUCAGCUCCAGCUGGGGGUGAUAUGCAGUGAGAGUGGAGGCUCCCCCGCGGCGUCCAUGAUCGAGUUGGCAUGGAAAAUCAAGGAAAACACAACUCUAGCAUUAAUGAAGCAAUACAACUACGACGCGACGACAGAGGAAGUGACAUUAUUAGUACUGGCAGCAUCACCCUCACCACAGACGUCCACCAUUAAGAUCAACGCCUCAUCUGACAACGACGACAACAACGACACCAAAGACGACGACGACAGCAACGACAACAAAGACGACGACGACAACAACUACGACAACGAGAGCAAAGACGACGACGACAGCAACGACAACGACAACAAAGACGACAACGACAACAACUACGACAACGAGAGCAAAGACGACGACGACAGCAACGACAACAAAGACGACAACGACAACAACUACGACAACGAGAGCAAAGACGACGACGACAGCAAAGACAACGACAACAAAGACGACAGCGACGACGACAACAAAGACGACGACAACAACAAAGACGACGACAAAACAACAAUAAACACCAUCUCUAACAAAAACUCAAGAUAUAUAUACUGA